Molecule: messenger RNA, 1431 nt
Organism: Talaromyces rugulosus
Lineage: Eukaryota; Fungi; Ascomycota; Eurotiomycetes; Eurotiales; Trichocomaceae
Exons: 3
Coding region: 1-1431 (476 amino acids)
Molecular function (GO): aldehyde dehydrogenase (NAD+) activity
Source: RefSeq, a predicted model, not a curated record
AUGCCUACCGUUGAUUUCUCCUCCUUCUCCAACAUAAUUAAUGGUAAAGCUAGGACGUCAGGUGAAAAAACUCAUGGAAUUCAUCCAUUCGACCGAAAACCAUUGUGGGAUGUGCCGCUUGCUUCCAAAACCGAUAUCCAAGAAGCCGUAAUAGCAGCAAACAAAGCUGUCAAAACGUGGUCCAAGACGAUAAUUGAGUAUAGACGGGGACUUAUUAGCAAAUACAGGGACUCAUUCUUAUCUCACCUGCCGGAUAUCAAAUCCCUUCUUCAGAAGGAGGCUGGAAAAACCAGCGCCGUGGCAGACGCGGAGCUGAGUGACGCAGUCGCUCUGUUCGAUCACCAUCUCACUCUGAGCCUGCCAACCGAGGUACUGGAUCUAGAGGAUAGAGUGGUCACAACAAAAUACGUCCCCGUUGGGGUCGUGGUUGCCAUCUGCCCCUGGAACUUCCCCAUUGUCUUGUCCAUUGGAAAAGUUCUCGCUGCCCUGCUUACCGGCUGCAGCGUCAUCGUGAAGCCGUCCCCGUUCACUCCGUACACGGCCCUGAAACUGGCCGAGAUUGCUCAAAGUAUCUUUCCUCCGGGUGUCGUACAGGCAUUGUCGGGUGACGAUUUGCUCGGUCCAUCGCUCGUGGCGCAUCCCGAUGUCCACAAGGUCGCUUUUACGGGUUCGACUGCCACCGGAAAGAGAAUCAUGGCGCUCGCAGCCAACACGGUAAAGCGAGUUACUUUGGAAAUGGGUGGCAAUGAUGCCGCGAUCGUUCUCCCCGACGUCGAUAUCGCCAAAGUCGCUCCUCAAGUCACCAUGGCGGCUUUAUUCCACUCAGGCCAGGUUUGUGUCGCCACAAAGAGAGUCUAUAUCCAUCAAGAUAUCUACGAUCAAUUCGUGGCGGCAAUGGUGGAAACCAUGAAGGGGUUGACUAUUGGCGAGCCGGACAGCCUACUAGGGCCAAUCCAGAACAAAAUGCAGUAUGACCGCAUAAACCGCUUCCUCGCCGAGUUAUCUUCUGGUGAUGGUGAACAGGGACAUGCCUUGAUCAGUACAGAUCAUUCUUUUGGAGAUCGUACUGGAUACUUUAUCGGUCCACACAUUGUGAACGAGCCACAGCAUGAUUCGACAAUCGUAACCGAGGAGCAGUUUGGACCCAUUAUUCCGACUCUAAAAUGGUCCACAGAGGAAGAAGUUCUUGGCUAUGUCAAUGGCACAAAAGCCGGUCUUGGGGCAUGUGUUUGGAGUUCUGACAAAUCUCGUGCCGAGCAAAUAGGUCAGCGUAUAGAGGCUGGAAACAUCUUUAUCAACUCCGGUCCUCAAAUCAUUGCCAAGGGUCUGUUUUCGGGACACAAGGAAAGCGGGCUUGGUGGCGAAUGGGGGACUACAGGUAUACUUGGAUAUUGUAAUGUUCAAGUUACCCAUGUAUUCAAGAGUAGUUAG